UGGGUUUUCUUCAGUUUCUGCCACCCCACCUGCAAAAAUUGUAACUUCAGUCGUCUCAAAUGUGGUGUCUGUUCUUGUUAAAUGGCUAUUGUCACUAAAAUCAGAACCCAAAGCUGCUGUUUCAAGCCGUUCCAUGAUGAAAUUUGAAGGUGGAUACACUGUGGAAACAGUUUUUGAAGGAAGCAAGCUUGGGAUUGAACCAUUAUCUGUUGAAGUUUCCCCCAAUGGAGACCUCUUGGUGUUGGAUGCUGAAAAUAUUAACCUUUACAAGAUUUCCAUGCCACUGUCUAGGUAUAGCAGACCUAAGCUGCUUGCUGGAUCAUCCGAAGGGUAUUCGGGGCAUGUAGAUGGGAAACCACGAGAAGCUAGAAUGAAUCAUCCGAAGGGGCUAACAGUGGAUGAUAGUGGAAAUAUAUACAUUUCAGACACGAUGAACAUGGCUAUCAGAAAGAUCAGUGAAUCAGGGGUUACAACUAUAGCUGGAGGAGGAAAAUGGAGCCGAGGAGGAGGCCAUGUUGAUGGUCCAAGUGAAGAUGCGAAAUUUUCAGAUGAUUUCGACUUGGUUUACAUUAGAAGUAGCCGCUCUCUUUUUGUAAUAGAUAGAGGAAACCAGGCAAUUCGUGAAAUCCAACUAAAUGACAAUGAUUGUUCGUAUCAGUAUGAUGGCAGUUUUCAUUUAGGUAUAGCAGUUCUUGUUGCCACUUCCUUCUUCGGUUACAUGCUUGCCUUACUACAGCUUAGGGUACAAGCAAUGUUCUCAUCCCAUGAUGCAAGUGACCUGAUAACUCCAAUAAAGAGAGGAGCGACGAUGGCACCCGUGGCACCGUAUCAGAGGCCUCCGUUAAUUCCUCCAGAAGAUGAACCUGAAAAGGUAGAAGAGGGCUUCUUCGGUUCAAUAGGUAGGCUCGUCCUCAACGCUGGUUCCUCCGUUGCUGAAAUCUUUGGGGGAUUAUUUUCUGGAUUCAGAAGGAAGCCUCAGUACUAUCAGUUUCAACAUCCGUACCAGCAAUCAUCCAUGCACUCGAGAGGAUGGCCUACGCAGGAGAGCUUUGUCAUCCCCGAUGAAGACGAACCACCAUCCUUAGAUACUCGAACGCCGACACCGAAGAGAAGUUACCCAUUUCCAGCCAAAGAACUGGGAAGGAAACACCAUAUCAAGCAAAGCAGGCCUCAGUAUAACGGAUGGGAUGCUGAUUAUCAGCAGCAGCAGCAAAUGCAGAUGCAUCACCCUCAGCAGCAGCAGCAGCCGCAGCAGCCGCAACAGCAGCGCCUGCAGAAGCAUUAUUCAUCAAACCCGCAAACAUACUAUGAGAAGAACUGCGAGACAAACGAGAUUGUUUUCGGGGCAGUUCAAGAACAAGAUGGAAGGCGCGAAGCCGUGGUGAUAAAGGCCGUAGACUAUGGGGAUCCAAGUUAUAGUCACCACAAUCUUCGACCUCGUUUGAAUUAUAUGGGUUACUCCCAUGGCUAUUGACCAUUUGGUCUAUUAGCUUUUAAUAUAAUCAAAUGAAAGUAAAACAAAGAUACUUAAAGUCCAUAUGCUAUGAACAUGGGGGAGAUGCAAGCUUAUGGAUGAUGAAGGU
This is a messenger RNA of Hibiscus syriacus, 1583 nucleotides long. RefSeq lists its product as uncharacterized. NCBI's taxonomy places the organism in Eukaryota, Viridiplantae, Streptophyta, Magnoliopsida, Malvales, Malvaceae. The record is from RefSeq and is a predicted model, not a curated record. The transcript has 6 exons. Bases 134 to 1474 code for a protein of 446 amino acids.